Molecule: messenger RNA, 1695 nt
Organism: Mesorhabditis belari
Lineage: Eukaryota; Metazoa; Nematoda; Chromadorea; Rhabditida; Rhabditidae
Source: the annotation of a GenBank genome assembly
AUGCUUCGACUUGGCCUUGCUUCUUCUUCCCUACGACAACUCGCAGUCCGUGGCUACGCAAAGGACCUGCGCUUCGGAUCGGAGAGCCGAAAAGCCCUUCUCGUCGGCGUGGAUCUACUCGCCGAUGCAGUUGGAGUGACCAUGGGACCAAAAGGGAGAAAUGUCGUCAUCGAGCAAUCGUGGGGAAGUCCAAAGAUCACGAAGGAUGGAGUCACCGUGGCAAAGGCGAUCGAUCUCGAGGACAAGUAUCACAAUCUUGGAGCAAAAUUGAUCCAGGACGUUGCCAACAAAGCGAAUGAGGAGGCUGGAGAUGGAACAACUUGUGCUACCGUUUUGGCUCGUGCAAUUGCCAAGGAAAGUUUCGAGAUCAUCAGCAAAGGUGUGAACGCCGUCGAAAUUCGCCGUGGUAUUAUGGCCGCCGUUGAUGUUGUCGUCAGCGAAUUGAAGGCGAUGAGCAAACAAGUCACUAGCCCAGAAGAGAUUGCUCAAGUCGCUACAAUCUCUGCGAAUGGUGACAAGAUUGUCGGUGAUCUCAUCUCAACGGCCAUGAAGAAAGUUGGAAACAAAGGAGUUAUCACGGUCAAGGAUGGAAAAACGUUACAAGACGAAUUGGAAGUGAUUGAAGGAAUGAAAUUCGAUCGCGGCUACAUCUCUCCGUAUUUCAUCAACACCGCCAAAGGAGCCAAGGUUGAAUAUGAGAAGGCUUUGGUGCUGCUUUCCGAAAAGAAAAUUGCCCAAGUUCAAGACAUCGUCCCUGCUUUGGAGCUCGCCAACAAACAUCGAAGACCUCUUGUGAUUAUCGCUGAAGAUGUUGAGGGAGAGGCUUUGACGACACUGGUGCUUAACAGAUUAAAGGUUGGGCUCAACGUGGUUGCUGUGAAAGCGCCUGGAUUUGGUGACAAUCGAAAGAACACGCUGAAAGAUAUAGCCAUCGCCACCGGAGGAACUGUGUUCGGAGACGACUCAAACCUUGUGAAAUUGGAGGAAGUUCAAGCACACGACUUCGGAGAGGUUGAAGAAGUUGUUAUCACCAAGGACGACACCCUGCUACUCCGUGGAAAGGGAGAACCCAAAGAAAUUGAAAGAAGAGUUGAGCAAAUCGCAGAGGAGAUUGAAAGCAGUACAUCCGAGUACGAGAAAGAAAAGUUGAAUGAACGAUUGGCCAAACUUUCGAAGGGAGUUGCAGUACUGAAGGUGGGCGGCUCGUCAGAGGUUGAAGUCAAUGAGAAGAAAGAUCGCGUCACUGAUGCUUUGUGUGCAACUCGUGCAGCUGUUGAAGAGGGCAUCGUUCCCGGAGGAGGCGUUGCUUUGUUGCGCACGUUAAAGGCAUUGGACAAAUUCAAGGCCCCUAAUGAGGAUCAACAGCGAGGUGUUGAAAUCGUCAAGAAGGCUAUCAGACAACCCAUCUCAACGAUUGUUCGCAACGCUGGAAUUGAGCCAUCUUCAAUUGUCGAGAAAGUCCUUGCCAACGAGAACCCUUCAUAUGGAUACGAUGCCUUGAACGACAAGUUCGUCGAUAUGACUGAUGCUGGAAUUAUCGAUCCAACAAAGGUUGUUCGAACUGCUCUCCAAGAUGCUGCUGGUGUCGCUUCUCUUUUGGCAACAACGGAGUGCGUUGUGACGGAGAUCCCAAAGAAGGAAGCUGCGGCUCCAGCGAUGGGCGGAAUGGGGGGAAUGGGAGGCGGUGGCAUGUUC